CGAGCCCUUUGGGCAGGCUUGCUGCGGGGAGGAAGGGAAGCCGGGAAGGGGCUCUGGGCCCCGGGAAGAUGCGGGGCCUGGCCCUUGGCGCGGUGUGGGGGCCGCGAUCCGGCAGGACACAGGCGCGAGCCGGGCGGGGCGCGGCCGGGGUGGAAAGGCCCCUGUGGGGGGCGGCUGCGGGCGCCCGGCGCUGCCCGGCCUCGGAGCGGCUGCAGACGCGCCCUUUGUCUCGUUGUCGCAUCGCACGUUACGGAUUGUGAUGGGCACUGUUAAGAAAAAUGAGAAUUGCCACAGGCUAAGAAAUAUCAAGUGGUUUCACCCCCCGAAAAAAGAGGGAGUCACUCCACGAUGCAGAUUUGAGGGAAUGAUGUGUGUGAUUUUCCCCCCGGCCGGCUCGGUCAUGGCAGCUGCGGUUGUUUGCGUUCUACAAAAGACCCCACAGCGGUAGAGAGAGCAAACUUGUUAAACAUGGCGAAGCUGAGCAUCAAAGGACUCAUUGAGUCUGCCCUCAGCUUUGGCCGCACUUUGGACUCUGACUACCCCCCCUUGCAGCAGUUCUUCGUUGUUAUGGAGCAUUGUCUGAAACACGGGCUUAAAGUAAGAAAAUCAUUUUUGAGUUAUAACAAAACUAUCUGGGGCCCUUUGGAACUGGUGGAGAAGCUGUACCCAGAAGCAGAGGAAAUAGGAGCCAGUGUCCGGGAUUUACCUGGUCUUAAGACCCCCCUGGGUCGUGCAAGAGCAUGGCUUCGAUUAGCCCUCAUGCAAAAAAAAAUGGCUGAUUACCUGCGUUGCUUAAUUAUUCAAAGAGAUCUCUUGAGUGAAUUCUAUGAGUAUCAUGCACUAAUGAUGGAAGAAGAAGGAGCAGUAAUUGUUGGGCUGCUGGUUGGCCUGAAUGUGAUAGAUGCUAAUCUGUGUGUAAAGGGAGAGGAUUUAGACUCACAAGUUGGAGUGAUUGAUUUUUCCAUGUAUUUAAAGAAUGAAGAAGAUAUUGGAAAUAAAGAAAGGAAUGUUCAAAUUGCUGCCAUAUUAGACCAGAAGAAUUAUGUUGAAGAAUUAAAUAGACAACUGAACAGCACAGUCAGCAGUCUCCAUUCAAGAGUUGACUCAUUAGAAAAGUCAAAUACUAAGCUGAUUGAAGAGUUAGCAAUAGCAAAGAACAAUAUCAUUAAACUCCAAGAAGAAAAUCAUCAAUUACGAAGUGAAAAUAAAUUGAUUUUAAUGAAAACACAGCAGCACCUAGAGGUUACCAAAGUGGAUGUGGAAGCUGAGCUUCAAACAUACAAGCAUUCUCGGCAGGGCCUGGAUGACAUGUACAAUGAGGCGAGAAGGCAGCUGCGAGAUGAAUCUCAGUUACGACAGGAUGUGGAGAAUGAGCUAGCAGUACAAGUUAGUAUGAAACAUGAGAUUGAACUUGCCAUGAAGUUGUUGGAGAAAGACAUCCAUGAGAAACAAGAUACUCUGAUAGGCCUUCGACAACAACUAGAGGAAGUUAAAGCAAUUAACAUAGAGAUGUAUCAAAAGUUGCAGGGUUCUGAGGAUGGUUUGAAAGAAAAAAAUGAAAUAAUUGCCCGACUAGAAGAAAAAACCAAUAAAAUUACGGCAGCCAUGAGGCAGCUGGAGCAAAGAUUGCAGCAAGCUGAGAAGGCGCAAAUGGAAGCUGAAGAUGAGGACAACAAAUAUCUCCAGGAAUGUCAGAGUAAAUCCGACAGUCUGCAGAAACAGAUCUCCCAAAAGGAGAAACAGCUGUUGCAAUUGGAAACUGAUUUGAAGAUUGAGAAGGAAUGGAGGCAGACUUUGCAGGAAGAUCUUCAAAAGGAGAAAGAUGCCUUAUCUCAUCUUAGAAAUGAGACCCAACAAAUCAUUACUCUUAAAAAAGAGUUCCUUAACCUUCAGGAUGAAAAUCAGCAGUUGAAAAAAAUAUAUCAUGAACAGGAGCAAGCUCUUCAAGAACUUGGGAACAAACUUAGCGAAUCAAAACUUAAAAUAGAAGAUAUAAAAGAAGCCAAUAAAGCAUUGCAGGGACUGGUUUGGUUGAAAGACAAAGAAGCAACACAUUGUAAACUUUGUGAAAAGGAAUUCUCACUGUCUAAGAGAAAGCACCACUGUAGAAACUGUGGGGAAAUUUUCUGUAAUGCUUGCUCUGACAACGAACUGCCUUUGCCUUCUUCACCAAAGCCAGUACGGGUUUGUGAUUCCUGUCAUGCAUUGCUGAUUCAGAGCUGCUCAUCUAAUUUGCCCUAAGGCUCCAGAAUGAAAUCCUUAUGUAUGAAAGCAUAUGCCUACAGUGAAUGUUAUGAAUGUGUGUAUACAACAUAUCCAGACAGCCCUUCUUAAGCAGCUUUCAGACAGUACUGGUACCAGUUUUAUCUUCCACAUAUUCAACUCAUGGGAAUUAUAAGUUGUAUAAUUUGAUAUUUCCUUCCCCAUUGUUACUCAAAAAGAAUUUUAAACGGGACAUGCUUUAAAUUAACUUUAGCCUAACUCCUAAUUGAUGUAAUCAUCAUCUUAAAAUGCCAUUCAAAGGCCAGAGAGCAUAGCUAACACAUUUGCCUUAUUUUGUAAAGGCCUUCUGAAAAAUAGGGCUUCAGAUUGUUUUAUUCUCCAGAUGGUCAUGUUGUUAUUUGAUGGUGCCUGUAACUUUCUUAACGCACUUUAAAGCUUCUCAGUUCUCAGAGAAAGAUGAGAAAUGCACAGAACUUUUUACAAGUUUUAAUAUUCCAAUUCAACAGAUUUUUCAUUAGCUUGAUAAGAUUUCAACAACCUGACUAUAUUUAUUUGCCCUUUCUCCUCCGCUUCCUUUGCCGAUUUUUGCAUUAGAAAAGGCCAAUAUUUUAUCCUAGAAAAUUCCCUUUUGGUCUUCUUCCUCUAAAAUCAAUGUUGUACUUGCUGAUGCAGUCACGCAUCACUUAGCGAUGGGGCUAUAUUCUGAGAAAUGCGUCACUAGGCAAUUUCACUGUCAAGUGAACAUCAGGUAUACUUAUGGCAACCUAGAUGGUACAGCCUACUAUACACCUAGGCUAUCUGGUAUUAAUCUUAUGUGCCAACAAAAGAUAUGCAGUCUGUCAUUGACAGGAUGCGAGUCCAAAAGUAUUGGUGCAUCUGUGGCUUCUAAUUUUAUUUAUGUGCUUUUACGUGGCACAUUACUAUACAUUUUAUAUACAGAGGGUUAAAGAGAGAUUAUUUUGCCUCAACUUUUUCCUUAUUAUUUUGAAAGGAAGUUAAACCAUCAUCCUUUUACGUCAAGUUACUUGCGGAUCUUUCCAUAUGCCACGUGAUAAAUUGCUAAAUUUUUUUAGGGAGGGCUCACACCCCUUUUGAAAGCUGAAGACAUAAAUCCUUCCCCAGAAAAAUAGUAGUAACGGGAUCACAGGCUCACUGAUUCUCCUCUAAGCAUUAAAAGAGAAAUCUAAAAUGCAGUUAAACUUUGCCUUUGAUAUGACAGACUUAAUUUAGGAAAUUUUGUAUUAUAUUUCUAUUCCAGUAACUUUCAGGAAAUGUUACGUUGUAGUGGUCUACCACUGCAGUGUAAGUAGAGAGUAAAAAACUCACCAUAUAGUGAGCACCUCUAAACCAGGGUCUUGAACAGAUGAAGAUGUGGUCUCAGCCCUGCCAUGAAAAACAUACUUGAACUCUUUCAAGCAUGACUCAAUAUUUAACACUAAUCCCGUUAAUACUGUUUAUAGCAUACCAAGAAUUUAACCUGUAAAAAGUAAGUUACGUUUGUAUAAUUAAUCAUUUGAAUAGCAUCACUACUUGGGAUCCUACAAUUGUUUUUGUAAUUGUCUAAUUUCAGCCAUGCACUUUUAAGUCUGUGGAGCUUUCAAACACAUCAUUAUAGGAAUUGUACAUUUCUCCUAAGAGCAUUAUAUUUAGUGAAUUAAUCAUGGCUAUGCCCUUCCCCCUAAAAUGGCACUUCUUCUGCAGGAUCCUUUCCUCCAUUAAUGUUUAAAAUUAUUUAGUUUCCAAUUGCCAAAGUAUGAAACCAAUACUUUACUUGAAGAUUUUCUUCAUAAUCCAGUCAGCUUUUGAGAUCUUCAGUUAGAAGUGACAUACAGAUUUAGAUGGUCUUUCUUGAAUGCUCUGAUAGAAAUGUUCUCAAGAGAUAUGAAUUAUAUUCUUGAACUGUUUUGUAUUGCUGGUAUGGAUUAACAUUUUUAUGAUUGCUGAAAAUAAUCAAAAAUGACAAAUUUCGAAUACUAGGUGUUUUUUAUUACUGUGCUUAGAACAAAUUUUUAAAAUGUGGUUUUGCUUAAAUUCCAAGGCUGGUUUCAUUCAACAAAUCAUGAUUUCUAGUCAUUUAAAUUCUUUUCUGUUCAAAACUGAUGUAUUGCCAUUGAGUUGGGCUUUCUGGAGGCAAGAUUUUAUGACAGCAAUACAACUUAUUCCGUUUAGUUUGGGCUCUUAUUUAAAAACUAUUUAUACUAAUUUAGGAUUUUAUGUUACAAAACUGUCAAUUUUCUACCUUGAGAUUGCGAACCUAUACUCUUACUUUUCAAGAUUUGCCCCCUCACAGAAAGUAUUUAUCUUAAUAAACUUCACAUACCAUUCCCUCAUCUAGCCAGUACUACCACAAUAAUGCUAUCAUGGUGCCAAGGAAUUGUGAUUGUAAUUCUUCUACCCUGCAAUGUUUUAUAAACCAAAUAAAAGAUUUGAAAAACUA
Molecule: messenger RNA, 4660 nt
Organism: Equus quagga
Lineage: Eukaryota; Metazoa; Chordata; Mammalia; Perissodactyla; Equidae
Gene: RUFY2
Product: RUN and FYVE domain containing 2
Exons: 18
Coding region: 469-2241 (590 amino acids)
Cellular component (GO): cytoplasm
Molecular function (GO): metal ion binding
Source: RefSeq, a predicted model, not a curated record